Messenger RNA from Lolium perenne, 1092 nucleotides. The record is from RefSeq and is a predicted model, not a curated record. Lineage: Eukaryota; Viridiplantae; Streptophyta; Magnoliopsida; Poales; Poaceae.
AUGAGGCCUCCUUCCACCUCGGCGACUUCCUCGUCCGUGCCCAAGGGGAAGAAGCGGGCCAGCGAGCGGUCCACGGCUGCGCUGGAGGCGAAGGUGAAGAAGCAGCGCCGGAUGGGACCCAAAAAGGUUCCGGAAACGGUCGGGGCUGCUAUAAAAUUCUCCAAGGGCGGCGGCUCUCGGCCGACUCCCAGCGUCGUGUCGCGGGUCCAGCGGCAGAGGAGGGAGCCGACUCCGCAGCCUACAUCGGGUGCGCGCACGCCACUCGCCGUCGUGCCGCCUGUGGCCACGCCGCCUGCCGCGGGGGCAGGCUCUUCAGCUGCACCUUCUUCUGAAGCACCCGGCUCCGGCUCUCGGAGUGAGCCGGCUCGCCGUGUCGGCCAGCCGACCCUCGACGAUCUCUUCCCACGUCGCACUCGGCUUCUAGAGCCUGCGGCCGGAGUCGGCAGAGGUGCACCCGGCGGGGCCGCGCCUCUUGCAGCUGGAGUCGGCGGGGCCGCGCCUGACGUCGUCGUCCUGGACGCAAGUUCGGAUGAAGCGCCGCUUGCGCCAGGGUCUGCCGUCCCUACCGGGCCGGCUGCUUCGGUCGUGCCGCCUCCAUCUUCGGAGCCGGCGAGGGAGGAGCCGACGGGGCAGGAACCGGCGCGCUCAGCCGAUGCCCGGGCGUUGGUGACAAUGAAGGGCCCGGUGGAGUCGCCUCAAGGUCUCCACGUUUCCAAGGGCGCCCGGCUGCUCAAUGUGGUGUCCGCCUCUGACUCCAGCCUUGGCUCAGCCGGCACCAUGGAGAAGGACUGGCACCGGGCGGAUGCCUGCGAGGCUAAAGCCGCCGAGACCGAGGUCCACCUGGCGCAGCUGGAGGCAGCCGACAAGACGGUUUCGGAGAGGCGGACCGCCUUGUACAACCGGCUUGUGGCCAGCUACCACAAGGCCAAGAUCGAGCGCUCCGACAUGGCUCGCGAGCUGGAGGCUGCCAAGGCUGUUGCCGCCCGGGUUCCGCAGCUGGAGGCGGAUCUUCGGGCCGCCCGCGCCCAAUGCGCCGAAAGCGAGCAGGCGGCCCGAACUGCUGCUGCCAAGGCGAAGGAGACCGAGGGGUAG